UUGUAUCCAUUAUAAAUAUCAGUCCACAUUCAUCAUCUCUCUUAACAAAACUUUUUUUUUUCAUCUUCACAAAAAGCUCUAACUAAAUUCCCCUGUGAAAGUUCAUCAAUGGCGGAGAAAUCAUUCAAAUAUGUGAUCGUCGGUGGCGGUGUUUCUGCUGGGUAUGCUGCUAGAGAAUUUGCAAAACAGGGAGUUAAUCCUGGGGAACUGGCUAUUAUUUCCAAAGAGGCAGUGGCUCCUUAUGAACGUCCUGCACUUAGCAAGGCAUACCUUUUUCCUGAAGGAGCUGCUAGACUCCCAGGGUUUCAUGUGUGUGUUGGAAGUGGAGGAGAGAGACAGCUUCCUGAGUGGUAUGCAGAGAAAGGCAUCUCGUUGAUCCUGAGUACUGAAAUAGUGAAAGCAGAUCUUGCUUCAAAGACUCUUGUUAGUGCAGCUGGGGAAUCUUUUAAAUAUCAAACACUUGUUAUUGCAACAGGAUCCACCGUUUUGAAGUUGUCAGAUUUUGGUGUACAAGGUGCUGAUUCCAAGAACAUCUUUUACUUGAGAGAAAUUGAUGAUGCUGAUCAACUUGUGGAAGCAUUAAAAGCUAAGAAAAAUGGUAAAGCUGUUAUUGUUGGGGGAGGGUACAUCGGUCUCGAGCUUAGUGCUGUACUGAGACUGAACAACAUUGAAGUCAAUAUGGUUUACCCAGAACCAUGGUGCAUGCCUCGGCUUUUCACAGAGGGGAUAGCUGCAUUCUAUGAAGGUUAUUAUCAAAACAAGGGAGUCAAUAUUAUCAAGGGUACAGUGGCUGUUGGGUUUGAUACCCAUCCAAAUGGAGAGGUGAAGGAAGUCAAACUUAAAGAUGGCAGAGUUUUGGAAGCUGACAUAGUAGUCGUAGGAGUUGGAGCAAAACCACUCACGACUCUGUUCAAAGGGCAAGUUGAAGAGGAGAAGGGUGGAAUUAAGACAGAUGCAUUCUUCAAAACAAGCGUACCUGAUGUAUAUGCUGUAGGUGAUGUUGCCACUUUUCCUUUGAAAAUGUACAAUGAGAUUAGAAGAGUUGAACAUGUUGAUCAUUCUCGCAAAUCUGCUGAGCAGGCUGUCAAGGCAAUAUUUGCCAGUGAGCAAGGGAAGUCUGUCGAUGAAUAUGACUACCUUCCAUACUUCUAUUCCCGUGCAUUCGAUUUGUCUUGGCAAUUCUACGGUGAUAAUGUGGGUGAAACAGUGCUCUUUGGGGACGCUGAUCCCAACUCUGCAACUCACAAGUUUGGACAAUACUGGAUCAAAGAUGGAAAGAUCAUUGGUGCAUUCCUCGAGAGUGGGUCACCUGAAGAGAACAAGGCAAUUGCUAAAGUUGCAAAAGUCCAACCCCCUGCUACCUUGGAUCAAUUGGCACAGGAGGGCAUCAGCUUUGCCUCAAAGAUCUAAUUUUUAUACCUAUUUUGGAUUUUAAAACAGCUCUUUGAAGUUUCUGCCUUAUUUACAAUGUUGUAAUCGUUUGACAUUUUUCGUGGCUGGUUGAUUGGUAAAAAUAUGAUGUUUCUUCAUCUGAGUUUAGUUGCAGAAGAUCACCCUGUAAGGCAUAUAUAUACAUACCUUAAGGUGUGACAUCUCUGUAAAUAAUGAAUGUUAGAAGCAAUGGUUUGUGAAA
Messenger RNA from Solanum stenotomum, 1633 nucleotides. RefSeq names its product monodehydroascorbate reductase. The coding region runs from base 109 to 1410 and encodes 433 amino acids. Gene Ontology annotation, molecular function: oxidoreductase activity, acting on NAD(P)H; flavin adenine dinucleotide binding. The record is from RefSeq and is a predicted model, not a curated record. Gene Ontology annotation, cellular component: cytoplasm. The transcript has 10 exons. Lineage: Eukaryota; Viridiplantae; Streptophyta; Magnoliopsida; Solanales; Solanaceae.